CGGAACACACGUUAGAAUAAGCAGUUUAGAAGGUUUACGCCAGCAGUUGUCUCACGAAAUCCCGCUGUGCGGGCUAACCACGAUAAUUUUACAAAGGCUAACCAUUAUUUUCCUACUCUACCAAAAGCCGACUGCUGCUUCUGUGCCUGCAACUGCAAGGAAAGUGCAGAGAAAGUAGGGAAGCUGACUUUCUGGAUGCCAUUUCAGUUAAAACAAACUAUCAUGAGAGGCUGCACAGUCACUGUCCUACUCGUCACUCUCACACACGUUGCUGUGGACGCCGGUUUCUUUAAACUAAUGACCGGGUCAGCGUUGCGGAACGUUGCCAAAGCUCCAAAAAUGCCAAAGAUACCAAAACUGGUGCGGAACCUUGGCGCAGUGGUCAAAAAGCAAAAGAUCGACCCGCACAUCGACCAGAAAAUUGAUGUCAUGUUGGAUCUGGCUCCCAGCCCCUAUGAAGAAGAACUAGACACUGGAUAUAACGACUGCUGCUUCUGUGCCUGCACCUGCAAGGAAAGUGCAGGGAAAGAAGGGAGGCUGACUUUCUGGAUGCCAUUUCAGUUAAAACGAACCAUCAUGAGGGGCUGCACAGUCGCUGUCGUACUCGUCACUCUCACACGCGUUGCUGUAGACGCCGGUGUGAUUACCAAUAUAGUGGCCGCGACAGCACCGUUGCGGAACAUUGGCAGAACUGCAAAAAUGCCGAAAUUGCCAAAAAUGCCAAAAGUGAUGCGCAACGUUGGUGCAGCGGCCAAAGAGCAGAAGAUCGACCCGCACAUCGAACACAAAAUUGAUAUAAUGUUGGAUCUGGCUCCCAGCCCCGAAGAAGCAGUGCAAGACACUGGAUACAACGGAACUGGCAUCUCCGGUAACCCACUGUCCAAGGAAUUUGCGGUGAUACAAAUAAGGUGCAGUAAUUGCCUGUGCAAACUUUUUGUGAAGAUAGACCAAUAUGGAGCACAAAUGGGCUGCACUCAAGCGGUGAAAAAAUUACUUUGUUCUUGCCCACCCGCAAGCUGCUAUAUGAACGAAGUUACGAAGUGUCUAGAAAAGUGGGCCACCCAAAAGUGCAAGUAUGAAAGCCUGUUGUUCACUUGCCCCUGAUUUCGCAAUAAAGGCCUCGUUAUCAAACUCCG
Dermacentor andersoni is the source of this 1136-nucleotide messenger RNA. The record is from RefSeq and is a predicted model, not a curated record. Lineage: Eukaryota; Metazoa; Arthropoda; Arachnida; Ixodida; Ixodidae.